ACAUGGUGCGUGCAAUUCACAACACUCGUCUGUAACAUACGGUGGUGAUCGACCAAUUCCCGCCAUUUCUCUGUGAUACAAAUAUUUUAAUAGUUUUAAUUUUUUUUUUAUUUUAAAUUAGAACUUUUUUGUGUUGUGUUUAUAUUUUUUUUUAAUUUUUAUUUAUUAUUAUCAAAAUGUUGAAGUAUACAGUGAAAAAGUAUUGUGCGGAGGGCAGUAAAGUUAACCAAAUUAUAAUAUCGAUAUUGAUGAUCCUGCCAGUAUUCUCCUAUGGCACGGGGGUUGGCUGGAUGUCUCCCAUGGGUCCUCGGUUGAUGUCCAAAGACACGCCGGCCAAGGAGCCCGUGGACUCGGAGGUGAUCUCCUGGAUGGCGUCGGUGGUAUACCUGGUGGGGACGCCGGCUGUGUUCCUGUUCGGGUUCAUAGUGGACAACUGCGGGAGAAAGGCGGCACUUAUGGUCACCUCGUUGUCUGCUGCCACCUGCUUCGCUCUCAAGAUAUACUCCACUGAGAUGUGGGCUUUGAUCACCGCGCGGGCGUUCCUCGGGCUGACCGUCAGCGGAUCCUACGUCGUCACGCCUCUCUACAUAAAGGAGAUCAGCGAGGACUCCAUCAGAGGCACCCUGGGCAGUCUCGUGGUGCUCUCGCAAAACAUGGGCAACUUGUUCGUGUACGUCAUGGGAGCUUACCUGAGCUACCAUGCUAUAUUGUGGAUCCUGCUGGCAGUGCCGCUGGUCCAUUUGCUGGUCUUCAGCUCUAUGCCGGAGACGCCAUCGUAUUUGUUGAAGACUGGAAAGACUGAGGAGGCCCGCAACGCCGUGGCGUGGCUGCGGUGUCGGGACCGGGACGAUCCUGUCGUGGAAGCGGAACUGCAGCGCCUGAUGCUGGAGUUGGAACAGAAGAAGUCCGCCAAGUUCGCGGGGGCACUCAAAACGCUGAUAAACGACAGAGGCACAUUUCGAGCGUUCCGCAUCACGUUGAUGAUCAACAUGGCGCGCGAGCUGUGCGGCUGCGUGGCCGUAUUGCACUACGCGUCCUUAAUCUUCAGCAAGGCUAGCGAAGGCGGCUGGCUGCUCACCGCCAAUCAGCAGACGGCGGUCCUUGGUGCUGUGCAGCUGAUUGGUUCCUUUACCGCCUCCGGUCUCGUGGAGAGAACGGGAAGGAAGCCGCUGUUAGCGGGCACGUGCCUGGUGUCUGGCCUGGCGCUGGCGGCGCUGGGCGCGUGGUUCUGGGCGCGCACGGCCGCCGCCGCGUGGCUGCCCGUCGCCGCGCUGUGCCUGUGCAUCUACUGCGACGCGGCCGGCCUGCAGCCCGUGCCCUUCGUCGUCAUGACGGAGAUGUUCUCCUUCCAAUUACGUGGCACAGUAACACCAAUAGUGAUAUCAUUCGCUUGCAUGAUAGUAUCUGUGGAACUUCGAGUGUUCCAACCGCUUCUGGACUCUGUCGGCCUCCACAUAAUAUUCUGGUUGUUCUCCGCUGUGUGUCUCCUCAGCACCGUGUACAUCGUGCUCUGCGUGCCAGAGACAAGGAUGAGAUCCAUAGACGAGAUUUACGCGGAGCUGACGGGUGAUGGAGCUGAUGUGAAGGAGAAUGAGAAGGACAAAGACUGCGAAGCUUCCGUUACUAGGCUUUAAGUAGUUUGUUAAGUAGAAAGAUUUAUUAUUUAUGUACAUAAUUUAUGACUGUAUUGAAUAGGUGAAGUUGGAGGACUUUUCUCUUUAUGAAAUUUAAGUUAAGUGAUGUUUUCUGAAUUCGCCUCACAAAUUUAAUUACAACUCCAGAACGGUUAAAAAAAUAUUGAAAGUACAGUAACAGUUUAUAAUACCCUUUAUGUUGACUUCAGGAUGGUCUAUGUAAGACUUCCACAGAAUAAUAACAAAUAAUGCGAUCACUCUUGUGGGUACAUUUUCGAAUCCGUUGUUGUUAGUAACAUUGUAACAAAAUUCAGAUUAUUGUUUUUGAAUAAACAUUAUUGUUACAAAUAGCAAACCACGUAAUUUUUAAAUGUACUCCGAUCACUAUUUAAUUUAUUCUAAACGAUAUAAGACACACAUUCGAUUAAAAGAAUUGAACAUUUUGUAGAACUUUUUUCACAGCGAUAGACAGAAACUUAUCUGCUACACUUGACAUGUUCAGGACACCUUUUUGCUAGCUUUAACUAAGGAAUAUUUGUAUUGCAUGUGCUCCCUUUUGUUAGUUUUUCAAAUGCGGGGACUCCCUUAUGAUUAAGUCUCUUAACUUAACGAUGAUUUUGUAUCGACCUUAUUCAAUGCUUCAAGGUUUGCUAACACAUGAACUAAAAAAAUACACGUUCUCUUCCAUUUUUGUGAGUUAGUGUCGCCACACACGGACCACCGACCACAACCACAAAACGCCGCCACCGCCACACGCUACAAAUCGGCGUUGCUCGCUUCUUGUGGCCCGCACCGGCCCCUUAAUGCGCCGAUACAAAACGCCGCCACACGUCACUCGCGCGAUUCCCCACCCCUCUCUCCCUUACCUUAGUCGGCCGCUGUCGCGCACUUCAACAGCCACUUUAGUAGCCGCUUCUAGCUUCUCCUGGCGGCGUUUGUGGCUGUGGCGUGUGGCCCGUGUGCAGCGACACUAAGUACUAAGUACAUGCAUGGAAAAGUUUGUUAGAGUAUAUUGUGUUAUUCUAUCACUCAGAGUCCAGUAUGGGAGUAUUAAUAAGAUUAUAAGAACUUACAUUGUAAUGUCUAAUGUUGUUAUUUUUAUUAAGUAGGGUAUUUUUUUUUUCUAAAUACAUCACAUAAAAAUUGACGUGCUUUUUUAUUAGUUAAAAUGGUUUUAUCAUGAGGUAGGGACACAGAAAAUUUCCCCAAUCAUAUCACUUGUCUCUAGUAUGUCAUGCAAGCGUAAAAAAACAUUAUAUAAACUUUUGGUCCUUCGAGCUGGAUAGAAAUACUGUUCAGUGUCCUGUGUCCAUUAUAUCGUGACAUUUACAAGAAUAUUGUUUUAUUUCAAGGCAUAAAGGCAUACAGAACCUUACAUCAACUAAUGAUGAUCUAAAUCUACUUAUUCUAGCUAAUCAAAUAUAACUUGCCCAGUAAAAUAUGCUCUGAUGAAUGAAAUAUGCCAUGACAAACCGAUAUUUUUGGAAAAAAACAAUUGUUUUCAUACUUAGUUAUACGAAUGAAAAGUGUUGCCGUGAAAUUUGUUAUUUGAUCUUGAACUAUUUGUGAAAUUCAUAAAAGCAUCGGAGGCAUUGUUUUAUCUUUUUAACACAGAAUAUACUCAAUUUUGUUAUGUUGAGUGCAAAUGCAGCGUGUUUGAAUGCGCGUGUCCAAUUGUGACUAAAGCGAAUUGUGGUCAUGCACCACAAUUCAAGCGGAUCACAUUUGAGCCGUGAGUGUCAUCAUGAUAUGAAUAUUCUUGAUAAUUUGUGUGGAGUUGAGUGAGCGCGAAACGAUCCACAGAAUAAGUGGGUUCUUAGAAGCAGCAACUUGACAGCUUAGGUAACCUCUUUUCACCUACUUUGUUAUAUUGACAUACUUCUAAUGUUAUAGGUAGUUUUCCAAUUACAGCACUAGAGCGCAUUAUGCCGCAUAAUGCUUAACGUUGAAUGUUUCAACUACAGCAAUGCUUCGCAUAAUCGAGCACUCUCAAAAGUAAUGUUUUCGUGUGAUGUGUGCAAUCGUACCAACUGCAAGUGACAGAAAAUUAACAACUGUUUUUUCUUUAAGUUGGCAUUGAUCGAUAGGUUUUAUUUAUAUAUUAUCGUUAGUAAAUUUAUUUAUUGUUGAAUUUUUUUAAAGCUUUCGUUUCAUUGUAGUUUUUUUUUAAAUAAUCAAAUAUAAUUCAAACUGUGUUAAAAAAAUAAAUACAUCAAUUGACUUUUUUUUCAACACUGAACUUAACGAACUCUGCUGGUGCAUUUGAAAACUAAUUUACGUUCCAAUUAAGCAUCAGCAUAAUUCGGCAUUGUGCGCCACUGAGUCGCAUUAUGCUCUGUAAUUGGAAAACUACCAUAAGUAUUAAGCAUGAUACGUGUUUGAAAGAAAUAGUAAAUCCAUAUUUAUUUUACGAUUACAGGAAUCUAUAUUUAAUUUACUGAAUGUGUUUUUCAGAAGACAUUAGUAUGAAAUGAUAGAAUUUCAUAUAAGUUAGAAAAUUAAUGAUAAAUUAUCGUAAGUAGAUGCAAUGUAUAUAGGUAGGUAAUUUUCAUUCCCAGUG
Molecule: messenger RNA, 4194 nt
Organism: Chilo suppressalis (striped riceborer)
Lineage: Eukaryota; Metazoa; Arthropoda; Insecta; Lepidoptera; Crambidae
Source: the annotation of a GenBank genome assembly